AUGGAUGGCCAAGAAUGUGGAAAAUGUUCGAAGCUCUGGGAAGCCACAGAAGCUGAACGUACUGCUGUCUAUGAUAAACCACAAUGCAAACACUGUGGGGUAUGCUACGACUUCCUUCGAUCCACUUUGUGUGAGCCCUGCAAAGUUGUCCAGCCUGGCUACCAUGAUGGUGAAGCUGUGCUAUCAAACCCAUCAUCCGAAUCUGCAAAAAUUCUCAGCCAUGGUUCAAGCGCGGGAAAUGCAACUCGUUCAACUGCAGCCACAAUCUUGGAUCGCAGAUCUGGCUUUACUAGCAUUGCAUCACAGCACCGUCUAAACCAGCCUCGUCCUCAGAAUUCAUUACUAUUGAGUGCUUCAGAAGUCAAUCGAAAGGUUUCUGCUCUGAAAGCAAGAGCAAAAAAUUCACAGGUUGAUAUAGAUUUUUCGUUGUGGGUUUAUCCAGCUCAGAAUAAACAAGUUACUGCAAAGAGAGCAAAGAUUCCUCCUUCACACUGUACCUUUCCGGCCAAUGAAUCAGCACGAGGUGCUCUUCAGCAGUUGCUAUUGAAGUCGAAGGGUAUGUAUUGCACCAUACCAGUGCAGAGCACAGAUGCAAUCCCCUCAGAAAUUCUCGAUUCAAUGUUCAAAUUCGAGGCUGCCACAUUCUGUACUGCCAAAGGAUCUGGGCCUGGGGGCACUGCUGUUAUUGAGGACCAGGUCAUGGAUGGUUCAAUCGAGGAUCUUUUCGUGAGACUCAAGCAUAAGCGUGUACUAUCUGACAAAGAUGGCUCUGCAAAGGUGCCAAGAAUAACCCUACACAUCUAUGUCUAUGAAAUCGAAUGGGAUAACGAAGAGGCUGACAAUUCACCUGAUAUUGUGGAGACUCGGCACAACUCAAAGGGCAAGUCAAGAGUGCGGAAAAGUGCUCCAAGUCGGAAGAGAAAACGAUCUGACAGCAAAGACUCGGCAUCUGCAACCCCAGGCCCAUCUGCGAAACGUGCUCUCUAUCAAAGUGAAUAUCAACGCUGGCCAUCAGCUCAAGGUUCUGCACAAUUCAGCUUCGAAACAUUCAAAUUUCGGCAAACCACCUGUACAAUUGCCACAGAUGGGACAAUCGAACCUACACACUGUGAAGAUCUAGAGGAGAUAUCUAUCGCACGAAACUGGCAGACACAACAUCGUGCAAAACAACUGGGUGGUGGAUACCUUGGGCAAGGACUGACGAAGCUUGCCAUUCGAGGACGGUACAAAGGACUCGAUUAUGCAAUCCUACAGUGCAAGCCCAUCAGUUCAUCGAGUAACACCAACAUGAAAGAUCUAUCAGAUGAACUAUGCCUUCUACACAAAGCCCAGUACUUCAUGGACUCGUUCUAUAAACGUGCACUUGCUCACGGUGUCAAAGGCCUACCUUCAAUGAAAUGGAACGUCGCGGGAGCAUUUAUAGGAAAGCUCACAGAUUUGUUGCCACCUGCACCAACUGAUGGAACAGAUGACAAUCGAAGUCUCUUAUAUGACGUCUUCCUUGCAACACCACUCCUUCCUUCAGGUGCUUUGUAUCGGGAGGUGAAGUUUUCUGGUAAUGAGCAACCAGGAAACAAUGAGGACAUGAUUGGACGUGUGGUGGAUGCCUACUCACACCAUGUUCUUGUAGACUCUGAUUUCGAGACCUUGAUAUCUGACAUUCAAGGUAUCAUAGCUCCAGACCAUAGUGUCACAUUGUUCGAUCCUCAAGCUCAUACUGAGAGUCAAGACUCGGGUUAUUGGGAUAAAGGCCCAGACCAAAUCCAGUUGUUUCAAGCCCUUCACGAUUGUAAUCAAUUUUGCAAGGCCCUAGAACUUGAACGACACGUCCCAGGAUUCAAACAUUAG
This is a messenger RNA of Suillus fuscotomentosus, 1848 nucleotides long. RefSeq lists its product as uncharacterized. Gene Ontology annotation, biological process: protein phosphorylation. The transcript has 11 exons. Bases 1 to 1848 code for a protein of 615 amino acids. The record is from RefSeq and is a predicted model, not a curated record. NCBI's taxonomy places the organism in Eukaryota, Fungi, Basidiomycota, Agaricomycetes, Boletales, Suillaceae. Gene Ontology annotation, molecular function: protein serine/threonine kinase activity; ATP binding.